UACUGUGGCCAGACGAUGAAGACAAGGGAAUAUAAGUAAUUAUUCACAAAUUUGGAGAUCAGUGGGUCAAAUUUGGAGGAAUGAUGCAGAAGUGGGUCUAAAUAUUACACUGGAAUGAAGAAAUUGAAAAGAGAUUAGGACAGCUGCUUUUCUUCGUGGUAACCUUAAGGUAAUCAGCAAUUUGUCUCCUUUAUUAAGAAUGCUAAAUAGCAGGAUGAAAGGAAUUGUGGUGAACAAUGACUACCAUGUUCAAGAAGGAACUGCAGAUGCUGGAAAAUCAAAGGUAGACAAAAAUGCUGGAGAAACUGAGCGGGUUUGUUUGAAGAAAGGUCUCGAUGCUGCCUCACUUGCUGCGUUUCAUCUGCAGUUCUUUGUUUCUUCAUCCCGUACCAUGCCCUGCUAUAUUGUUUUUUUUCUUCUUGAACAUAAAAUAAAUGUUAGAUCAAAUACCCAGUUUUAACUUAAAUCUCACUCCAGUCCUUGGUGUUUUGUAAACCAACAACUGCAGUUCCUUGUAUCUAAAUCUAGUUCCACUUGUUAACUGGAACGAAGGCAAGAGAAUGUGGUUGAGAGGGAAAGAUAGCUCAGCCAUAAUGGCAGAGUAGACUUGAGGGGCUAAAUGGCCUUAUUCUGCUCCGAGAACUUAUGAACAUAUUGUAUUUCCGCUCACUGGCUAGCACGUAACAAAAGAUUUCCACCGUACUUCAGUACACAUGACAAUAAACUAAACUUAAUUGAUGAACCAGUCAAUGUGUAAUAAAGGUGCCUCAUAAAGUACAGCAUAACAAAAUGAUAUCCAUUCAAUGUGUCAACAAAAAUAUACUGAAAAAAACACUUCCCUCUCCACUGAUGCGGAGUGUUUCCAAUUUUCUGGGUUUAUUUUAGAUUUCUCGCAUUCAACAUUGAAUCGAGGUGGUACACAGAAAUGCUGGAGAAACUCAGCGGGUGCAGCAGCAUCUAUGGAGCGAAAGAAAUAGGCAACGUUUCGGGCCGAAACCCUUCCAGGUGGACAUCCUACUUGCACCACGUGGACAGCGUGACGUGGUCAGCGCCGCAGAAUAUUGUGACACGACGCCGGGGGCGGCGACGACGUCGUUCCCUGGCAACGGUAGCUCACGACCAAUCACAGGCAGGACAACAGCGUCCGACCAAUAGGAAGAGACGUGGCGUGGAGAAGGCGGGCCUUUGGCGUGAUUGACGUGACGCCGGCCAAUGGAGGGGCAGGAGACAGCUUGACGUCCAAUAGGAGAGGCCCUAUCGCUUACACCUGUCUGGCAGAAUGCGGGAGAUCGUGCAUAUUCAGGCCGGCCAGUGCGGUAACCAGAUCGGGGGCAAGUUCUGGGAAGUCAUCAGUGAUGAGCAUGGUAUUGAUCCCACAGGAACAUACCAUGGAGAGAGUGAUCUGCAGCUCGAGAGAAUUAAUGUCUAUUACAAUGAGGCCACAGGUGGUAAAUAUGUGCCUCGCGCUAUACUGGUGGACCUGGAACCUAGUACUAUGGACUCUGUUCGUUCUGGACCUUUUGGGCAGAUUUACAGACCUGAUAACUUUGUGUUUGGACGCAGUGGUGCCUCUAACAACUGGGCCAAAGGUCACUACACUGAAGGUGCUGAACUGGCCGACUCGAUUAUGGAUGUGGUGAGGAAGGAGGCCGAGGGGUGUGACUGUCUCCAGGGAUUUCAACUCACUCAUUCACUGGGUGGUGGUAGUGGUGCUGGCAUGGGCACUCUCAUCCUUAACAAGAUUCGUGAAGAAUACCCUGACAGAAUGAUGCUCUCUUUCAGCAUUAUUCCAUCACCCAAAGUAUCAGAUGUUGUAGUAGAACCGUACAAUGCCACCCUGUCAAUUCACCAGCUCAUUGAGAAUACAGAUGAGACAUUUUGCAUUGAUAAUGAAGCUCUCCACGAUAUUUGUUUCCGAACUCUCAAACUUACCAGCCCCACGUAUGGUGACAUGAACCAUUUGAUAUCUGCCACGAUGAGUGGUGUAACCACCUGCCUUCGCUUCCCUGGCCAGCUCAACGCUGACCUCCGUAAACUAGCAGUGAACAUGGUCCCCUUCCCUCGCCUGCACUUUUUUGUGCCUGGCUUUGCUCCUCUGACCAGCCGUGGUAGCCAGCAGUACCGCGCCAUCACCGUGCCUGAGCUCACCAAGCAGAUGUUCGAUGCCAAAAACAUGAUGGCGGCCUGCGACCCUCGGCACGGCCGCUACCUGACCGUUGCCGCUAUUUUCCGGGGCCGUAUGUCCAUGAAAGAAGUUGAUGAACAAAUGCUGAACGUGCAGAAUAAAAACAGCCCGUACUUUGUGGAGUGGAUCCCGAACAACGUCAAGACGGCUGUGUGCGAUAUCCCACCCCGAGGACUCAGGAUGGCCUCCACUUUCAUCGGCAACACGACAGCCAUCCAGGAGCUGUUCAAACGCAUUGGUGAGCAGUUCUCCGCCAUGUUUCGCAGGAAAGCCUUCUUGCACUGGUACACCGGCGAGGGCAUGGACGAGGCUGAGUUCACCGAUGCCGAGGCUGACAUGCUUGACCUGAUAGCUGAGUAUCAGUAUUACCAGGAAGUUAAAGUUCAUGAACAACCCGAGUAUUAUGUCGAUGAAGACGAAGAGGAGGAGCCCUGAAUACAGCUAACGUGAGAUUACAACUUGUAAGAGGGAGGCGCCGUCUUUCUUCUACACUAUCCAAGUCUCAUUUCAAUACUGAUUGAAAUGCAAUUAAAGAUGCCUGACAGCUCUCAGAGUAUUGACUUGUUAAGAUUAGAAUUAACAUGUGCUUUUUAACAUUAACUGUAUAGGCAGGAGAAAAACCACAGCACAUUUUGGGUUCUUAUCCCACACAACUCUAACAGUACAUUUCUACAAGCCCUGAAACGUGAUGCCUGCAUUGGUGAAGAAGGUGAGUACUUCCCAUUGUUAUACGAGAUUUUUCUCACAACUGAAAACUUUUAUAUUAUGUCGUAAAAUGUUUACAUGAGCUAAGGAACAGGGAACUUGUAUUUCUGCAGCAUCUGCCAUGAUAUCAGGGUGCUGAAAGUACUUCGCUGUUAAUGAACUACUUUUGGAAGUGCAGACAUUCUUAUAAUGUAAGAAACAGAAUCAUUAAUUACACACCAUAAUGUUCCAUAAAAAUGUACGUGUAACAUCCAGAUAAUCUGUUUCAGUGUAGGAAGGAACUGCAGAUGAUGGUCUAAAUCAAAAACAAUCUUUAGAAGUCUCGACCAUGUGGAGAGAAAAACAGGAUUAAGAUUUCAGGUCAAUGCCUUUUAUCAGAAUUGGAAAAUUAAGAAAAGAAGCAUGUUUAAAUUGCAGAGAGUGGGAGGGGUGGAGAAUACUAGGAAUAUCAGUGAGGGAGUGCAAACCUGGGUUGUGCAGAUGACAUGUUUGCUUUCAAUGCCAUCUGAGAGAGGAGAAUGAAUGAUGCUUAAUUGUAGUCCAUCUGUACGGAGAUGUGUAACCUGAACAAAAUGAAUUGGGGUCAUUGGAGACAAAAAUAAAACAAUGAUCCUAAUAUGCAGAACACUGAAAUUAGAGGCAAAUGCCAAGAGUUUUAUUGUCAAAGAUAGACACAAAAAACUGGAGUAACUCAGUGGGACAGGCGGCAUCUCAGGAGAGAAGGAAUGGGUGACAUUUUGGGUCGAGACCCUUCUUGUCAUAUGUCCCAAAAGGAAUAAUGAUAUUGUUACUUGCAGCAGCACAAGAAAAAUAUGUAAA
Leucoraja erinaceus (little skate) is the source of this 3709-nucleotide messenger RNA. Its product is annotated as tubulin beta chain-like. Gene Ontology annotation, molecular function: GTPase activity; structural constituent of cytoskeleton; GTP binding. The transcript has 4 exons. The record is from RefSeq and is a predicted model, not a curated record. The coding region runs from base 1280 to 2620 and encodes 446 amino acids. Lineage: Eukaryota; Metazoa; Chordata; Chondrichthyes; Rajiformes; Rajidae. Gene Ontology annotation, cellular component: cytoplasm; microtubule. Gene Ontology annotation, biological process: mitotic cell cycle; microtubule cytoskeleton organization.